Molecule: messenger RNA, 1263 nt
Organism: Pectinophora gossypiella (pink bollworm)
Lineage: Eukaryota; Metazoa; Arthropoda; Insecta; Lepidoptera; Gelechiidae
Exons: 4
Coding region: 79-1128 (349 amino acids)
Source: RefSeq, a predicted model, not a curated record
GAGUUCUAUAAUAAGCAUACGCAAAUUGUCGUUUGACACAGACGCAUACCAGUUAAAGACUUCCGUUUCGUUUUAAAUAUGAGAAUAAUUCAUCUCAGCAUAUUAUUUUUGAUAUUGUUCCAGUUCAUAUGUGUGUGUCGUUCGGAAUGCAAGCAAUACUACGUAAUAUUUAAACAAGACGUAUUCCACAGGUUCUCUAUACCUUUUACAGCAUCCGAAGAAAAUGUAAUUUGGGACGCCAUAGCUACAGCUUCAAACAACACAAUAAGCAAAGAGUGUAUUAUACAAUUACAUGGUUGCUCCGUAAUCCAACAAUGUUUACCUAUAUAUAAGCCUAGCAAGAUAGACGGCAUUCACAUGACAAUCAUAGAUAAUGCUACUACAGACAGAAUAGAAACAAAUGUAACAACAGACGAUAUAUCUUACACCACUGAAAAAAAUGAUCCUAUUAAAAAUAUAACGAGUGAUAUAACAGAAGAUUUAGUAACUAAUAAAACAGUGAAAAUGGACCCGAUUACAAAUUUAACAAGUGUUGCACCAGAAGAUAUAACUAAUACUACUGAAAUAACGUACAAAAAGCUAACAGAUUUUCAAACCGAAGAAGAAGCAAGUAAUAGAACUCAGAUGGAUCCAUUCACAAAUACAACAAGUGUUACAACGCAAGAUAUAACUAAUACUACUGAUUUAAUAAGGUUUACAACAGAACGAAUACUUUACACUCCAGCAAAAGUGGAUCCAAUUGCAAAUGUUACAACAGAAUAUAUAACUAACACUAGUGAAAAAAUAAUAGCCGGCGAUGACGCAAGUAAUACUACUGCUACUAUAACUGUUGACAAAGAUAUAAAUACAACUGAAACGCCUUCCUCCAAACCACCAAGCCAAGAAGUAUUUAACGCUACUGAAAAACAACACACUAAACACCUCCCAAUCAGCGAAGUUACUACUCCAGCUCCUAGUAAUGAGACGUAUUUCAAGUCUUUGUUUUUAAAACAUGAACGGAAUAAGAAGACGGCGAUAAUCGUAGCGGGAGUUGUGGCUGGUAGUUUGGGCACGGCGGCUGUUACAUAUUUCAUUGCGAGAAAAAUUGAAGGUCUUCUAAAGUCGGACGUCUAUCGUUUUCCCGAAUAGUGAUAUAUUCAGUGAGCAUCGAAAUAUUUUAAAGACAAAUCGCUUGUAUCACUUUAGAAGUAAGUAUUUUUAUUUUAUUGUAAGAGAAAUUGUUUUAAUGAAGGAUGAUCAAGAAAGGAUAAAAGAUCUUGAUUU